Molecule: messenger RNA, 282 nt
Organism: Leptosia nina
Lineage: Eukaryota; Metazoa; Arthropoda; Insecta; Lepidoptera; Pieridae
Source: the annotation of a GenBank genome assembly
AUGCGACCGAAUAAAAUUCGUCGCCUCGAAGGGAGCAAAGCGAGGGUGACAGGUCACGGGUGCGGCACCGGAGUCGUCGAUGUGGCGAUGGCUUUCCUGUUUUAUGACGGGGGUGCGCCUCGGUGCGGGCGCGGCGCUAAUUUCGAUAAAAGCAUCGGCCGGCCGCUCCCGCAGUGGCCCGUGGGCCGUGGCGCAGACACCGCCGAUCUUCUAUCUCUAUCUUAUUCAUAUUUAUUAGAAGUAAACAAAACCGGCUCCGAAGAUCGCAAAUAUUGGACGUAG